GACCAAAGAUGGAGCAUAUUCUAGAAUCUUAAAUUGUCAAUUAGCUCAACUCAACCUCAAUGUAACUGAAACGCCACUCUCCCAGUACCUACCAUUAGGUCCCUCCCCAUUUUUUUUUAAAUUACAAACAAACACCUCCCCAUAAAUCUGAAUCUGAAGAAGAACUAGUCACAUAUCCACCAACACUGAUCAAGUCAUGUUUCAUCAAAACCAUUUUCAUCCAGAACAUGAACAAACAUAAAUUCCAUGGAGUUCUGCAAAAUGGGUAUAGCUUCAAUUGUUUUCUUCAUCUUCUUAGACAUGGUUGUCAUUGCACAAACCAUACCCACCACUUUACAAGGCCCAUUUACGCCUGUGACUCACAGUAUGGAUCCAUCAUUGCGUCUCGGCAGUGAUGACUUGCCUAUGGAUAAUCCUAGGCUGAAGAGGAAUGUGACUGCAAUGUUUCCAGAGCAGAUUGCUCUUGCUUUAUCUUCGUCGUCUUCAAUGUGGGUUUCUUGGGUUACUGGGGAUUCUCAGAUUGGUCUUAAUGUGACUGCCCUUGAUCCAUCAACUGUUGCUAGUGAGGUGUGGUAUGGGAAAGAAACUGGGGAUUAUUCGAUGAAGAGGAAGGGGGUUUCUACGGUUUACAGUCAAUUGUAUCCAUAUGAGGGUCUUUGGAAUUACACCUCUGGCAUCAUUCAUCAUGUGAAAAUUGAUGGUCUUGAACCUGAGACAAAGUAUUAUUACAAGUGUGGUGAUAGUUCUCUUCCAGCUAUGAGCGAUGAGCAAGUCUUUGAAACCUUACCAUUGCCUGGACCCAAUCGCUAUCCUCGUCGAAUUGCAGUUAUUGGAGAUUUGGGUCUCACAAGCAAUUCAACAACGACCAUUGAUCAUCUCAUAGAAAAUGAUCCUUCAAUAGUGUUAAUGGUUGGUGACUUAACAUAUGCAAACCAAUACCAGACAACUGGUGGUAAAGGAGCUUCGUGCUUUUCAUGUGCAUUCCCAAAUGCGCCCAUUAGAGAGACAUAUCAACCCCGUUGGGAUGCGUGGGGAAGGUUCAUGGAACCCCUCACCUCAAGAGUUCCUAUGAUGGUUAUAGAAGGCAACCAUGAGAUUGAGACUCAAGCUGCUGGAAUUUCUUUCCAAUCAUAUCUGACAAGAUUUGCUGUUCCUUCAAAUGAGUCUGGCUCUAACAGUAAUUUCUACUACUCUUUUGAUGCUGGAGGAGCACAUUUCAUCAUGUUGGGAGCAUAUGUGGACUAUAACAGUACCGGCACUCAGUAUGCUUGGCUAAAGGAAGACCUAAGCAAAAUUGACCGCAGUGUAACCCCUUGGCUGGUCGCUGCAUGGCAUUCUCCUUGGUAUAACAGCUAUUCGUCACACUAUCAGGAAUUUGAAUGCAUGAGGCAGCAAAUGGAAGCACUUCUGUAUCAAUAUGGGGUUGAUAUUGUCCUCUCUGGUCAUGUGCAUGCUUAUGAGCGGAUGAAUAGAGUCUACAAUUAUAUGCUUGAUCCAUGCGGUCCUGUUUACAUAACAGUUGGUGAUGGUGGAAACAUAGAGAAAGUCGAUGUUGAUCAUGCAGAUGAUCCUGGGAAAUGUCCUUCAGCUGGAGAUAACAUGCCAGAAUUUGGAGGGGUAUGCCAUUUGAAUUUCUCGUCUGGCCCUGCAAAAGGGAACUUUUGCUGGGACAAACAACCUGAGUGGAGCGCAUAUAGGGAGAGCAGUUUUGGACAUGGAAUACUUGAGGUUGUGAACUCUACAUAUGCAUUAUGGACUUGGCACAGGAAUCAAGAUAUCUAUAAAGAAAACAGUAGCGGGGAUCAAAUAUACAUUGUGCGGCAGCCUCAAUCGUGCUCUGUACCCUCAAAGAAUAGUGAGAUCACUUCAUCACCACCAAUGGAUUCUGCUGCUCCAUCACCGCCAGCAAUGGAUGCUGUUGCUGGAUUCGGAGUUCAUCUGUCUGGUGCCUUCAUCACCUAUUUCUUGUUCCUCAUCUUUAUGCCGCUUCAUUGGUUGUGAUUCUUGUGAAUAGAGAUAUUACUCUGAUUUUCCUUUUUUAUCUGCAAUGGUCAUAUUGUGGUGUGGUGUGAAUGUGAAUGUUGUGUACAUUAGUUACUCAAGUUGAUUUUUUAAUAGUAUACAAACCAUUGCCGCA
This is a messenger RNA of Camellia sinensis, 2137 nucleotides long. It is a transcript of the gene PAP23, whose product is annotated as purple acid phosphatase 23. The record is from RefSeq and is a predicted model, not a curated record. Gene Ontology annotation, molecular function: metal ion binding; acid phosphatase activity. NCBI's taxonomy places the organism in Eukaryota, Viridiplantae, Streptophyta, Magnoliopsida, Ericales, Theaceae.